AUGACUUUUCCUUACCAGUAUUCAAGCGGAUUAUCCAAUCUCUAUACAUUUCGACCUGAAAGCUCAAGAGAAUAUUUCACAAAUGAAGAUAUUUUAAGGUCUGGCCGCAGAGCUGAUCCAGUAAUGAAUCCUGGAGAGUAUGUAGCAGAGAUCGAAAGAAAGCACGAUCAAGAAAUUUCGUUUUUAAGAUCUAAAUUAAAAGAACAAGAAACAAAACAUGAGCUACAAGUUGACGAUUUAAAGCGACAAAUCGCGAAAACUAGAGAAUCAAUUGAAAACCGAAUCAAAAAGCAAUCUAACGAAGCAGAAAAAAUCAGAAAAGAAUACCAGAGAAAGUUCGACGAAGUAAGAUCUCAAAAAUCCCAAGAUAUUGAAGAGCUUACAAGCCAUCUCAAUGAGCUAAAAAUAAAAGCUGAGCAAGAAGGCUACUUGUUAGAAUCCAAGAAAAAAGAAAUGAACUCACUCAAGCUAAAACAAGAAGACGAAAUCAAAGAGCUGCAAGACAAAAAACAAGAAUUAACAAGUGAGCUUGAUUUUUUAAAAGAAAAAAUCUCUGACGUCCAUAAAAAUGAAAUUGGUAGACUUCAAGACACCCUAGAAAAGCUAAAAGAAAAGCAUGUAAAAGAAAUAGAUAACUUUAAAAAGGAAAAAAGCAAUGAAGCUAAAGAAAUUGAGAAAAAAUUGGACGCUAAAGAAAGGAUGAUUCAAAACUUGGAAUAUGAAAUAAGCCAUUUAAGGAGAGAAUUUGAAUUGAGAAAGCAAGAAACUGAUAAUGAUUUGCACAGUCUAAAGGAUUCUUUGUUUGAUUCUCAAAAAAAGCUUGAAGAGCAUGAAUAUGAGGUAAGCAAAAUUGUCCCUGCAAGAGAUGCUGCAAAGCAGGAAACUAAUCUGCUUAGUAAAAGCAUCAGCAAGUAUGAAAGUGACAUUGCUAAAGAAAUGAAGAAAAAUAAGAGAUAUAGAGAAAGAAUAGCAAAGCUUGAGAGACUUGUAUACGCAAAAGGCUCUGCGACUAGUUUGAGUUAA
Blepharisma stoltei is the source of this 1023-nucleotide messenger RNA. NCBI's taxonomy places the organism in Eukaryota, Ciliophora, Heterotrichea, Heterotrichida, Blepharismidae. The record is from the annotation of a GenBank genome assembly.